CAUACAGGAAGAGCGUUCAUUGUUUUGGCGUUUCCUGAUCUACAUCUGUGGAGUCUCGCCGAUUAAAAAACAACAACGAACACCUCACAGUCGAUACAUUUCUGGCUUCGUCACCAUGACUCACUGGUUCCACCGAAACCCUCUGAAAGCAACGGCGCCCGUGUCCUUCAACCUGUAUGGAGUGGCAUCCAGCCCUGCUGCCAAUAAGAUGUGCAAUGACCUGAGGACGACACGGGCCAGGCUGCUGGACAUGUUCACAGACACCACGUGCACUCCAGAGAUCAUGAAGAAAGCCAGUGAUGAAUAUUUCGCUCUCUUACAGGGUUUUAUUUUGCCGCUGGAUGGAACCACGCAAGAAAACAAGCUUCGCUUCAUCCAGAACUUCAAAUGGACUGACACUUUACAGGGAAACAUUGCAAGUGCUCAGCAGGAUGCAGUUUUUGAGUUGGUGUCAAUGGCGUUUAAUGUGGCCAUCUGGUACACCAAGUUUGCAUCAAGACGGGCCGGAAAGGAGAACAUCACAGAGGACGAGGCCAAAGAUGUUCACAAGAGUUUGAAAAUCGCUGCUGGUAUAUUUAAGACUCUUAAGGAGACUCAUAUCCCUCGUCUAAUCACUCCAGCAGAGAAGGGUCGAGACCUGGAGCCCCGAGUCAUUGAUGCGUACAUUGUUCAGAGUCAAGCAGAGGCACAGGAGGUGACCAUUGCCAGGGCCAUUGAACUGAAGCACAACGCCUCCCUCAUCGCAGCACUGGCGUAUGAGACGGCAAACUUCUACCAGAAGGCCGAUCACACUCUAAACACAUUGGAUCCUGAAUGUAGCAGUAAAUGGAAGAAAUACCUGCAGCUCAAGCAGCACUUCUAUAUGGCUUAUGCACACUGCUAUCACGGACAGACUCUUCUUGUGGGUGAUAAGUGUGGAGAGGCCAUCAGAUCCCUGCAAGAGGCUGAGAAAUGUUACUCACGUGCUGAAGCAUUGUGUAAGGAAUACCGUCAGAUGAAGGGUCCCGGCAGCACGGCCAAACCCUCCGAACAGCUGUUCUUUCUGAAACUGGGAGCGCUCAUCAAAAACACACUGGAGAAAUGCCAGAGAGAGAACGGCUUCAUUUACUUCCAUAAGGUUCCUGCUGAAGCUCCAGCGCUGGAGUUGAAGGCCAGUUAUGGUCUGGCUGAACCAACUCCAUUUGAACUCCCGGCUCUCAGCGCUCAGUGCACACCUGAAGUCUACGUGACCUUUGACCUCACUAGAGGUCCAAAAGAUGACAAGGCAAAAGCAAAGCCUGAUGAAGAGAUUAAACCAGUGAAGGAGCCCGAUCUGAAGCCGCAGAAAGACACGGGCUGUGUGCUCUCCUAAACACCAGGAGAAACUUCAACAGAUGUCCAGCAUGUGCAGGAGAUGUAGAUGAGACUCUGUUCUCUUUUCCUGUAAAGUAAUCCAACACAAUUACUCUAAUCUAGUGGAAAUCUCUCCACAAAUACAUAACAAUGUAACAUAGUGAUAUAACAGUGGUGUCUGUGAUUGAGUAAUCCAAUCACUUAUCUGAUGGACAAUUAAUCGAUUAUGACAAUUAACCAAGAUGUAUAAUAUGAAUGGAUAAUAAGAAUAAUAUUACUAUUUGAUUUGUAGAGUAAAACAGAUUAUUUAAAAGGUGAGUUGGGUUUUAUUCUCCAUAUAUUAGUGAGUAAGUUGUACAAAUAAAUUGACACUAUGGCAAUGUUGGUCCAAUAAACUGUUGCAAGAAAUGCAAAAAUUGAAGUCCUUAAGAGUGAAUCUUGCAAAGAAAUAUCCAUAUUUCACCCCAAAAUCAAAAGUGAAAAAUAAGAUAUUAUAUUUUAAAUAAAGAACAAGAAGUUGCAUUGAAGAUUUUGCAUUGUGACAUUAUUUUCAUAACUCUUUAAAUCAUUAAAUGCAUAAUAAAAUAGUUUUAAAAACUAUGCAAUUAUUAAAUUAAUCAUUAAAUUACUAAAUAAAUCAAUGUCACAUUUUAGCAUUAGUUUGCGAGCACAAGCUUCUUGUCUUGUUACGGCUAACGGCACAUCACUCAACAACUAUUUAAUCAUUUUUAGCAAUCUCAUUUGUGAUUUUAUUUUAUUUUCACAUGUAUUUAAUGAUUUAUUUAAAUACUUAAUCUGGAGUAAUUUAGCCCUCCAUAAAUUCUCAUUAUCUGAAUACAAAAUCACAUUCUCAUUAACAUAAUUUGAGGUGGGGGGGGUCAUUCGAAUUACUGUAACAGUAAUGAAAAUCAUCCUUUCUGGGCUCAAUGGUUUUUUUUUUUUUUUUUU
This is a messenger RNA of Myxocyprinus asiaticus (Chinese sucker), 2280 nucleotides long. RefSeq names its product BRO1 domain-containing protein BROX. Lineage: Eukaryota; Metazoa; Chordata; Actinopteri; Cypriniformes; Catostomidae. The transcript is spliced from 13 exons. Bases 116 to 1351 code for a protein of 411 amino acids. The record is from RefSeq and is a predicted model, not a curated record.